GCGAGCCCUACUGGAACCUCUGGGGUGCAGGUGUUAAGGAGAAUGUAACAUCAGAAGAGUAAGGAACGCGUUUGUCUGACUCAAGUAUUCCUCCGUCAGUCUCCGUCUCUCCUCUGCGACUCUCCACUCAUGGUGCUCAUCGCAAAGAUAAAGAGGUAAGCCUCAAAUCUGUGACUGCCAAAGCCACCAUCUGGUCUAUUUCCCCCUCCGUACACCAUCCGCAGGACUCAUGAAAGACAGAAGGAAAAGGAUCAUUGAAAGGCUCUCUCUGCGCCAGGUCCUCCCUCAUCUCCUCUUUUCCAGUCUUAUGUCUUUGGGCUCCAGCUCAGGGUCACCAGGGGCCAAAUAUGACUACGGGCCACAUCCCAAAUUGGUCUGUACCCCUGUCCCGGCUGAUGCGGACCCCAACUGCUUCAUGCCGGGGUGGGGUGCCAAAGGGGCUGGACACGGGGCCAGCGAUCAUGGACACCACGGGCCCGGAGGCGUGGGCCCAAACAGUAACGCCUGGUGGGGGAUGACUGACGAGGCCAAGACCACCAUCUUGCACCUGCGCGAAACCCUGGUCCAGCAGAAGGAGACCAUCCUGGACCAGCGGGAGACCAUCCGGGAGCUGACUGCCAAGCUCACCCUCUGCGAAGGGUUCGGGAGGAACGCGGGGGGGCAUGAUGACCACCACAGCCCGCACCUCCCUCACCACCCCGCCCCCCACCAUCCCUACCCCCCCGACAACGGCCGCCACUUGGACCCUCACUACCCCCUGGUGGGCCACCGCUCAGACCCCCACCACCGGGGCAAGACGACCACGGGAACGGGGGACAGCCACGGUGGGCCAAACUCCCCCGAACGCUUGGGCAGAAUGCUCCAGACCCUGAAGGAGCGGCUGGAGAACCUGCAGUCCAAGAAUACCUCCAGUUCCUACUCCAAUUCCCUGAGGGAUCUUCUGCGUAGAAAAAUAAAUGCUCUGGAGCAGCAGCUGCACCAUCACCCUGCUUUACAUGGCAACGGGGACCACCAUGACAACGACAAUCACCACGGUCAUCACCACGAUUACGGUCACCAUGACGACCACCAUGACGACCACCACGAUGACCACGAUGACCACCACGACGACCACCAUGACGACCACGACCACCACGAUCACCACGACCACCAUUACGACCACCACUACGAUGACCGUCACCAUGAAGACCACCAUGAUGACCACCAUGAUGACAGUCACCAUGACAAUGACACAGAUGGGCAGGGCCAUGGCCCUCGCAAAUCCUACCAGAAAAAGGGACCUAGAACUGCUUCCCGUGGGCUGAGCAAGCUGGAUUCUAUGCUUUCUCACCUACAUCACAGGAGCUCAGACUCUGGUUCCCGCACAAAGCCAAAGAAUCCGAAUGCCUUCCAGAUAGGCUUCCCUAUGCGUACUAAUUACAUGUACGGACGCAUCAAGCGAACUCUCCUCAACGAAAUCUUCGCCUUCACACUCUGCUUGUGGCUGAAAGGGGGUGCGGGGCCAGGACUGGGAACUCCUUUCUCCUACGCGGUCCCGGGACAGGCUAACGAACUGGUUUUGAUAGAGUGGGGGAACAACCCUAUGGAGCUACUGGUCAAUGACAAGGCGGUGACGCUGCCCCUGUCCAUAACCGACGGAAAGUGGCACCACCUGUGCGUGACGUGGUCAACACGGGACGGCCUGUGGGAGGCCUACCAGGACGGGGUGCGGAGGGGGUCCGGGGAGAACCUCUCCACCUGGCACCACAUCAAACCGGGCGGGAUCUUCAUUCUGGGACAGGAGCAGGACACGCUAGGCGGUCGUUUCGAUGCGACACAGUCCUUCGUUGGGGAGAUCUCCGACCUCCAGCUGUGGUCCCACGUACUCACCUCUCAGGAGAUCUACAGCCUGGCCACAUGUGGAAACCACAUGACCGGUGAUGUCAUCACCUGGACCGACUCUGUGGUGGAGCUGCACGGUGGGAUCGCCAAAUACCCCUUUGACCCAUGUCACUGAGGAAAAUACC
Megalops cyprinoides (Indo-Pacific tarpon) is the source of this 2006-nucleotide messenger RNA. Its product is annotated as neuronal pentraxin-1-like. The transcript has 5 exons. The record is from RefSeq and is a predicted model, not a curated record. NCBI's taxonomy places the organism in Eukaryota, Metazoa, Chordata, Actinopteri, Elopiformes, Megalopidae. Bases 230 to 1996 code for a protein of 588 amino acids.